GGACGGCGUGGCGAACGGAUCGCCUAGUAGCAGCAACAGCAGCAGCAGUGGGUCGAGUACUUCUCCCCCUCCCUUGAGCGUGCAUUUAAGACGCGGUGUCGUCGCACAGAGGCUCAUUCGUGCAUCGGACGGCGUGUAUCUGGAAAAGCGAACUGGCUAUGGUAAACAAAAUUUCAGCCACCGAAGAAUUUCCCAAAUUCAACAUUCCACCAGUAUUGCUGCAUUACAAUAAAGAAAUGCCGCCUGCAAGAAAUGUUUAUACGCAUGUACCACCAGGAUUCAAGAGAUUAGUACAGCAGAAGCUCAGUGAGCUUUUGUCGUCUGGAAUCAUAGAACCAGUGCUAGAAAGUAUGGAUCGCACAUUCUGUUCCUCAUUGUUAGUAGUGCCGAAAGGGAAGGAUGACAUCCGUUUGGUUGUUGAUUUAAGAGGCCCUAACAAAUGUAUUUACCGCACACCCUUUAAGAUGCCCACCUUUGAAGCAAUACUAUUGGAACUACAUGGAGCCAAAUGGUUCUCAACCAUCGAUCUCAAGAAUGCAUUUUUCCACAUCGAACUUGACGAGCGCUGUCGACAUUUGACUAAUUUCUUUUCUGGAGAAGGACUAUAUAGGUGUAAGCGACUCCCGUUUGGUCUGUGUUACGCACCAGACAUAUUCCAAGAAAUUAUGCAGUCUGUUAUCCUUUCGGGCUGUAAGGGCACGAUCAAUUAUUUAGAUGACAUAUUAGUUUUUGGAACUACUAAGGAGGACCUUAAAGAGGUCUUGGAGCGACUAGAAGAUCAUAACGUCAAAAUCAACGGGAGUAAAUGUUUGCUAAAUCAACAGGAAGUUCCAUUCCUAGGCUUUCAUUUAUCAGCUUCUGGGUGGAGUGUAGAAGAUGAGAAAAUUCGGGCGAUUAAGAACUUUAGAAAGCCUCAAAGUCAAGACGAAGUCAAAAGUUUUCUAGGCUUGAUCAAUUACAUUGAUCGAUUUAUUCCUCAUCGAGCUGACAAAACUUGGCAAUUAAAAGAGUUAGCACGAGCAGAUCAUUUUUACUGGUCGGAAGACUUAGAUCGUGAAUUCGAAUACCUUACAUCUACAGCCUGGACAAAAAUUAAGACUUUAGGCUACUACAACCACACUGAUAAUACGGAACUCUAUGUUGACGCUUCACCGCACGGCCUUGGAGCGGUUCUAGUUCAAUUUGACAACUAUCAAAAGCCAAGAGUUAUUGCAUGCGCCUCUAAAGCUUUAUCUCCAGCAGAACAGAAAUACCCACACACCCAAAAAGAAGCUCUGGCUCUAGUUUGGGGGGUGGAAAGAUUUUCAAGCUAUCUGUUGAACAUAACUUUCAAGAUCCGAUCGGAUGCAAAAUCAAAUGAGUUCAUUUUCGGAGGUAAGCAUCGAAUCGGCAAAAGAGCCAUAUCGCGAGCGGAAGCAUGGGCACUCAGAUUACAGCCCUAUGAUUUCUCAGUUGAAAGUAUCCCAGGAGAUUUGAAUAUAGCAGAUGCACUUUCAAGAUUAGUGGUCGAUACUAAGUCAACCGAAUCUUUCGACGACUCAUCGGAUGGUCACCUAUUAUUCAUAUUGGAUUCAGGAAACGUUGAGCUGAACUGGAAUGAAAUUGAAACGGAGGCAGAAACCAACAAGGAACAGAUCGAGAUUCGAAAAUCUUUGAUAUCAGGGUUAUGGAAUACAGAACUGCGGGCAUACGAAUGUCAGUCCAAGUAUUUGCGAGUGUUUGGAGAUUUAAUAUUCAAAGAGGAUCGCGUAAUACUCCCCGAUAGUUUGCGAGCAAAGGCAAUCGGAUUAGCACAUCAAGGCCACAUGGGGGCAGCGUCAAUGAAGCGUAUCCUGCGAAACCACUUUUGGUGGCCCGGAAUGAGUAGUGACGUGCAGAAGCAUGUUAAUGGUUGCGAGACAUGUCUAAGGUUGUCAAAAAAGAAUGCACCACUUCCACUCACAAGUAGAGAGCUCCCACAGGGACCGUGGGAAAUCCUGCAGAUUGAUUUUUUUACAGACAAUGACUUCGGCUUUGGUGAAUUCUUGGUGUUAGUCGAUACUUACUCUAGGUAUCUACAAGUGAUCGAAAUGAAAAACAUGGACGCAGAUACGACCAAUGCAGCUCUGGCCAAAAUAUUUGAAGUAUGGGGCUACCCUUUGGCAAUCCAUAGUGAUAACGGGCCACCAUUCCAGAGUAAUAAAUUCAUAAAGACAUGGGAAGAUAGAGGUGUUAAGAUCCGUAAGUCCAUCCCGCUAAGCGCUCAAUCGAACGGCGCUGUUGAGAGACAGAACAGUGGUAUCAAAAAGACCUUGGCAGCGGCUCGAUUGGACAAUGUAAAUUGGAGAAAAGCUCUAGAACAGUACGUCCAUACACACAACAAAAUUAGACCUCUAUCCCGUGUAGGAGUAACCCCCUUUGAAUUAUUAGUGGGCUGGAAAUUCCGUGGUACCUUUCCUGGUCUCUGGAACACCAACUCUCAAGAGACACUAGAUCGCACUGACAUUCAACAAAAAGACGCAGAAUCAAAGCUCCAAAGCAAGAAAUAUGCCGACGCCCGCCGAGGAGCAAAAGUUUCUGAUAUUAAAGUGGGAGAUACUGUAUUGUUGGCACAGCAAAAAAAACAAAAAUCAGAUCCAACGUUUUCUGCGGAACGUUUCACUAUAAUCGCAAGGGAUGGAGCAAAAGUUAUCCUUCAAAGUGAGCGAGGAGUUCAGUAUUCUCGCAAUGUCCAAGAUGUGAAGAAAGUACCGGAAUUCCUCGAGGAACCUACAGAGAGAAGUACGCCAGAGAAACAUGCAGAGGAGACGUAUAACUUAAAUCUGGAUAACCAUGGAAGUUUGUCUGACAUCAAUCUAAGCAAUACUGAAAACAUCGACGAAGACACCCAUCAACGGCCAAAGAGAUUAACAAAAAAACCAAACAGAUUUGAUUAUAUGGUACUAUACCAUAUUUUUGAAUAG
This is a messenger RNA of Topomyia yanbarensis, 2942 nucleotides long. RefSeq lists its product as uncharacterized. The coding region runs from base 159 to 2942 and encodes 927 amino acids. The record is from RefSeq and is a predicted model, not a curated record. NCBI's taxonomy places the organism in Eukaryota, Metazoa, Arthropoda, Insecta, Diptera, Culicidae. The transcript is spliced from 2 exons. Gene Ontology annotation, biological process: DNA integration. Gene Ontology annotation, molecular function: nucleic acid binding.